AUGGUGGAAUGCUAUCCUAAAGCCAAGUCAUUCUUUGGAGUGGUGCAACGCAUCUACACAUUGUUUUCUUCCUCUACAAAGAGAUGGAAAAUUUUUAAAGAUAAGGUGUCUGGUUUGACUGUUAAGCCAUUGUCACAUACCCAUUGGGAAAGUCAUGCUAAAAGUGUGAAAGCCAUAAAAGAGCAAAUUGUACAUAUAAGAGAUGCUUUACUUGAUUUGGCAGAAGUUGCUGAAGAUUCUAAAACAAAGAGUGAUGUUGAGACCUUAGCCCUAUAUGAUCUUGAGAGUUUUGAGUUCUUGCUUGGAAUAGUAAUCUGGUAUAACUUGUUACAAGCAAUAAAUACCGUGAGCAAGUUUAUUCAAUCUGAAGAUAUGGAUAUUGAUAUUGCGAUCAAUCUAUUACAAGGGCUUGAUCAAUUUCUUGAUAAGUUUAGAGAAGAAGGGUUUGCUAGUUCCAUGAAUGAAGCUAAACAAAUGGCAAGUGAAAUGGGGAUUGAACCUAAAUUUCGAGAAAAACACAUCAUUCGAAGAAAGAAACAAUUUGAUGAAAGUGGCAAUAAUAAUGUGACACGAUUAGGUGAAGAGUCUUUUAGAGUUGAAUAUUUUUUAUUUAUAAUUGAUCAAGCUCGAUCUUCUCUUCAAGUUCUAUUUGAACAAUUUAAACAAUAUCAAGAGAUUUUUGGGUUUUUAUUGAAUUUGGAAAAGUUAAAGAGUGAGCCUUUAACUAGCUUGAUGAAGUCUUGUAUGAAGCUUCAACAAUUUUUGAGUCACGAUGGACGUUCAGACAUUAAUGGUGAUGAGUUGCGUUCAGAGUUGAUGGUCGUGAGAUGUUAUUUAACAAAUGAAAAAAGAGCACUUGAUAUGCUACAAUGUCUAGCAAAACUAAAUGUUUUAUUCCCAAACACUUGCAUUGCCUAUAAGAUUUUGUUAACCAUACCAAUAACAAUUGCAUCGGUAGAAAGAAGUUUCUCGAAGUUGAAGUUAAUCAAGAAUUAUCUUCGAUCAACAAUGUCACAAGAUAGACUGAAUGAGCUAGCAAAUAGCAAUGUUAUCGAUUGA
Zingiber officinale is the source of this 1059-nucleotide messenger RNA. RefSeq lists its product as uncharacterized. The coding region runs from base 1 to 1059 and encodes 352 amino acids. Gene Ontology annotation, molecular function: protein dimerization activity. Lineage: Eukaryota; Viridiplantae; Streptophyta; Magnoliopsida; Zingiberales; Zingiberaceae. The record is from RefSeq and is a predicted model, not a curated record. The transcript has a single exon.